Messenger RNA from Bacillus rossius redtenbacheri, 4594 nucleotides. It is a transcript of the gene Nep3, whose product is annotated as endothelin-converting enzyme homolog. Bases 229 to 2568 code for a protein of 779 amino acids. Lineage: Eukaryota; Metazoa; Arthropoda; Insecta; Phasmatodea; Bacillidae. The transcript is spliced from 15 exons. The record is from RefSeq and is a predicted model, not a curated record. Gene Ontology annotation, biological process: proteolysis. Gene Ontology annotation, cellular component: plasma membrane. Gene Ontology annotation, molecular function: metalloendopeptidase activity.
ACGCACGCGCGUGCUCGGUUAGCCUGACGCAUCAGUUCCGAUCUCUCCCUUUGGGCGGCUCGGCGCGGCUUGUGUCAGACCCGGGGAAACUAACCUGGGUCCUCGAGCUUCUGGGAGGCCUCAUGUCGCGCGCCGUGUGAAUGCCGCGACGCCGGGAGACCGGAGCCGUGUUCUGGUUGUCGCUGCAGAGUAGAAGCCGUCGAGCUCCCGGGAGCUGUUCGACCCAUCAUGUCAGCCAAGAUAACCAUGUACAAACAGGCAGAGUUCGAAGAUGAUAGCAGCAGUGUGGGUUCCGUCCAACUGGCGGAGGGGGUGUCCGCCACCAGCACGCACAUCCGCUACCACACGGGCACGACGCUGUGGAAGGCCCGCACGCUGCUGGAGAAGGGCCUGCUGGUGCUGGCCGCACUGCUGGCCCUCGUGGUCUUCAUCCUGGGCACGCUGCUCAGUGUCACCAGCAAGCAAGUCAGCCUGCUGCGGGUGCAGCACGUGGACGGCCGCGGCCCAGGAGAUCUCUGCUUGACCCUGCCAUGUGUCAUGGUGGCGUCUUCGAUACUGGAGUCCCUCAACCAGCAUGUUGAUCCUUGCCACGAUUUCUACGAGUUCUCGUGCGGGGGAUGGGUGAAGAACAACCCGAUACCGUACGAGAAGUCCAUUUGGGGAACCUUCGGCAAGUUGGAGCAACAAAACCAGCUUGUCAUCAAGAAUGUUCUAGAGCGGCCCGAGAGCGAGUUCGCGAGCGACGCGGAGCGCAAGGCCAAGCACUACUACGCGUCGUGCAUGGACGCCAACGACACGAUAGAGGCGCUGGGCGCGCGGCCCAUGCUGGAGCUGCUCAAGAAGGUGGGCGGCUGGAACGUGUCGGGCAAGUUCGACGUGAGCUCGUGGAGCCUGCAGUCGGCGCUGCACGUGCUGCAGAACACCUACAACAUGGGCGGCCUCUUCACGUGGAUCGUGAGCGCCGACGACCGCAACUCCAGCCGCAACAUCAUCCAGAUUGACCAAGGAGGAUUGACGCUUCCUGCGAGGGACAACUACCUAAACAAGACGAUGAAUAAAAAGAUAUUGACUGCAUAUUUAGAUUACAUGACCAAGGUCGGCGUCCUGCUGAACGGCGAGGAGAACUCGACUCGCAAGCAGAUGCAGGACGUGAUCGACUUCGAGACGGAGCUGGCCAAGCUGACGACUCCUCUCGAGGACCGGAGGGACGACGAGAAGAACUACCACAACAUGUCCAUCAGCGCUCUUCAAGAACUGGCCCCGUUUAUGAACUGGCGUGAUUAUUUCAACGACGCCAUGCGCCAUCGAUCCAAGCCGAGGAAAGUCAGCGAGAAGGAAACGGUGGUGGUGUACGCUCCAGAAUACCUCCACAAUAUUAGCCACCUGAUCAAGGAGUACAACAGUACAGACAAGGGCAAGAUAAUCCUGAACAACUACCUGGUGUGGCAGAUGGUGAGGAGUAUGACGGCCUACAUGUCGCAGGCGUUCAGGGACGCCUACAAGGGUCUGCGCAAGGUCUUGAUGGGGCUGGAAGGUGGCGACGAGCCGUGGAGGUACUGCGUCGCCGACACUUCCAGCGUCAUUGGCUUCGCUGUCGGUGCCAUGUUCGUCAAGGAAGUUUUCGUCGGCAAUUCCAAACCGAUGGCAGAAGAUAUGAUAAACGAGGUUCGUGACGCUUUCAAAAGAAACCUGAAGAACCUCCAUUGGAUGGAUGAAGAGACUCGUAAGUCAGCAGAGAAGAAAGCUGAUGCAAUUUCCGACAUGAUAGGUUUUCCGAACUACAUAUUAGACCCAACAGCACUGGACGAGACGUACAAGUACCUCAUAUUCAAGAGUGAUGAAUAUUUUGAAAACAACGUGCGGGCGAAUCGCUACAACUUCAGAAUGUCUCUGGACAUGUUGGACGAACCUGUGAACAGAACCAGGUGGGGGAUGUCUCCGCCAACUGUGAACGCAUACUACGCCGCGUCCAAAAACCAGAUAGUUUUCCCAGCUGGCCUGCUGCAGUCUCCGUUCUACGACAUUCGGCACCCGCACUCCCUGAACUACGGCAGCAUGGGUGUGGUGAUGGGUCACGAGCUCACCCACGCCUUCGACGACCAAGGCCGAGAGUACGACGAGAACGGCAACCUGCACAAGUGGUGGAACAACAGAACCAUCGAGAAGUUCAAGGAGAGAACUGACUGCAUGGUGAAUCAGUAUUCCAAAUACGACCUGAACAACAAGUACAUCAAUGGAAAGCAGACAUUAGGGGAGAACAUAGCCGACAACGGCGGCCUGAAGGCGGCCUACCACGCCUACCUCAAGUGGCAGGCCGAACACGAGGAGGAGAUGCGUCUGCCGGGACUCAACUUCACGCACCGCCAGCUCUUCUUCCUCAGCUUCGCCCAGGUUUGGUGUUCAGCUAGCACGGACGAGACUACAGACCUGCAGAUUGAAAAGGACACACACUCUCCGCCAAGAUUUCGAGUCGUCGGCCCGCUUUCAAAUUUCGAUGAAUUUUCGAAAGAAUUCAAAUGUCCCAUGGGUUCCUACAUGAAUCCGAAAAGCAAAUGCGAGGUUUGGUAAAUCAUCUGGUUAGCAUGUUACUGCUACAAGAUAGUUCAGACUUCUGUAAAAAAAAAUCAUUGUGAUAAGGUUUUUAAAAAAAUGACUGUUGUUUAUGCUUUUAGACAUAUCCAAAAAUGUAAUACCUACCUUUAUUUAAUGAUUAGAUUGAACUUAAUUGUAAUAAUUUAUUUUAUAGUGUUAAAACAUCCGAUAUUUGCUGUGACCAAGAUCUGUCAAUACCAAGAAAAAAUGUUGUUCUUAAAUGUUGGAGUUCGCAGUCUUAAUUACGUAGUAUAUAUGCCUUGCUAGAGUUGAAUGUAAUGUUUAUUGCAGGGAAAAUGUUUGAGUAACUUCCUUUUUGUUGCAAUAAGAAGCUUUAGGUAUUGUUAUCUCUCUGGCUGUGUGAGGUUCAAGUGGAGUACUUACUUUACUAAAAUAUAUUAUACUAUAUAUUAUUUAUAAUCAAAUAUAUGGGAACAAUAAUACUUUUAGUUAUAUUUGUUGUUAAAACAUUUGUGUGGUCAACAACUAUUUAUAUUUUAAAUUUGAUGUUAAUAAUUACAAUUAUUUUAAAAUAAAAUACAAAACUGUUUUAAAAGACUAGAAAUAGAUAAAUAUAAUAUUAAUUUAGACUAUUCUAGGAACAGUGAGGCUUUAAUAAUUUUAUUCUGCCACAAUAAUUCAUAUACGUAAGUGUUAUCAUAAAUGAUUAUGCUUACCAUAACAUGCCUUGUGCUUAUCUUAUGCACACUGUUUAGGUUUGUAUCUUUGCCUUUUUAAUGAAAAUGUGAAUUAAAAACAUAUGACUGUAUUAGAACUAAGAAAAAAAUAAUAUGUUUUAUAAAUUUGUUUUCAAUUACAUAAUUGACGAUAUGAUAAACUUUGUACAAUGUUUGUAAAUAGUCAGUUUUUCAAUUUCAUUUCGCGUGAAAGUUGAGGUUUUAUCCAUAAUGCAUUAUAACAUUUAUAUUUUAUUUUUAAGUAAACAUUGUGCAAAUAGCUAUAAGUUUUACAUACUAUUAAUAAGACUUUCAUGCGCGUAUAAUUUACAAUACCUUUGAAACAAAAAUGAGUUAACCGAAAAAGGUUUCUUUAAGUAAAACCAAAAAAAAUUGACAUAUUUUUUUGUACUUAAGAAAAUAGCUACUGUGUGGAUUAAAGUUUGUAUGGAUAAAAAUAAAAUAUUUAGGUAAUUGAAGCCUUUAGGGUUAUAAAAUUUUGUUGUAAUUUUGUACAAAACUAAUUUCUGAAAGUAUUAUGUCAAUAUAAGUGUUUAUAAUAUAUUAACUAUCUGUUAUAAAUGAAUAUAAAUCUUGUUAUGUUUCUCAAAUAUUGUAAUAGUAUGUGUACAAGUAUAUUAUAGCUAAAUAGUAAAUAGUACAGUGAUUUUACUUUAUUGAAAAUAUUUCAUAAAAGUUAGUUUAAAUAAAUCGUUGUCUGUAAUACAGACGCGUAAGUUACUUCAUUAAAUUAUGGAAAACGUUUGCAGGCCAUAAAUUCAACAUUUUUUGUGUUAUAAUCUAAUGGACUGUACUUUAUAGAACAAAAAAGUAUUUAAAAAUGACUACAAGUUCCAAAUAACACUUGUAAGAAAAUCGAAAAAAAAAAAAAAAAAAAUGCUUUUAUCUAGUGAAAAUUCAUGAGUUUGGGGUUUCAGAGCGAAAAAGUAAAUUUAGCAAAUUUUCGAAACUAGUAAAACCUGAAUAAAAACGAGUGUUAAACUUUAAUUAAUCAAAAAAUGUUGUUUACUGAUACUACAAUAUCCUUUAAAAAGGGAGUUGUUUUUUUCAGAAAUGUUGUAAAGAACAGCGUUCUUCAAAGUUGUAUUGGAUAGGUUAAAAAAUAACCAACACAAAUAGUCUCUAAUAAAAAAAAUUAUUGCAUAAAUACAUAAUUAGAGGUGACCUAUGGAAAAAAGUAGUGUCAAUUAGACGAAGCCAAGCAAUAUCUCUAAAAAAGUGCAACAAAAUGGUUAAUUUGUCAGUAUCCAUUGCAUAAAGGUUAUGUUUAAGAACCUACAGUCGAAUUUAUUUUAACCAGUAAA